Biomphalaria glabrata is the source of this 521-nucleotide messenger RNA. RefSeq lists its product as uncharacterized. The record is from RefSeq and is a predicted model, not a curated record. The transcript is spliced from 2 exons. The coding region runs from base 114 to 470 and encodes 118 amino acids. NCBI's taxonomy places the organism in Eukaryota, Metazoa, Mollusca, Gastropoda, Planorbidae.
GUGCUCCUGUGUGUGUCUCAUGUGUCCUAGAUGCUAUUCUGCUUCCGCCUAUUUAUCACAAUUAGGCCCACCUUUGGUUAGACCACAACUUGCCGGACUAGUUCCUAGUCAACAUGGUGAUUUACACUUUUGUCUCUAUUCUUAUUCUGUACGGGAUUCAAUUCGCUAUUUCAAAAGCAGUCAAUAACCCUUAUAGUAGCGAUUUCCCCGGACCCAUAGCUUGUCAACUUGCAAAAGACUGCGGACACACAGGAUGUUGCCUUCAUGGAAAGUGCAGCAGAACGGGAGCUACUUUGGACAAGUGCUACACUUCCGUGUAUGGUAACGGUCGUGAAAGACCAGCUGGCAUUUGGAACGAGACUGACCUAUGUCCUUGCAUGCUGAAUGAUUACUGUCUUCCUUAUCAAAACCCUGAACAGAUUGAUCCGAAAUAUGGAACUGUAGGAUUUUGCAACUCAAUCAUGAAGUGAAUGUAGCUCUAUGUGAGAUAAAUGUGCAUUAAAUUGUACUAUCUGCAAAAA